AUGAGUCGAUCGACCGGCGAUGCGAUCCCGAUAAACACGUACGAGCGCUCAGAUGCGCCGUCGCACGUCCAAGUGAGUCGUCCCGCCGUCGUGCCGUUCCCAGUCAUCGGUCAACCGGUGCGCCAAGAACAGUCCUUCGUCGCGUCCGCUACCUCGUCCUCGGACGAACCGUGGUACAGCAGAUCGCCCAAGGCGUUCACCGUGAGUGGGAUCGACGUGCACAUCUCCCCGCUGCUGAUAAUCUACGUCGCGUUCGUGAUCGCCAUGGGGUCGUUCGACGGGCUGUAUCACUUUGGGCUGAGCUUGUUUUAUUGCGUCGUCUUGUUCGGUACGGUGCUCGUGCACGAGUUGGGGCACUGCUGGGCCACGAGAAACGUGGGUGGAGUGGUGUCACACAUUUUGCUCUGGCCCCUGGGUGGGCUGGCGUACAUCAAUCUCGAUGCGAGCAGCGCGAAGGGUGACUUGUGGGUGGCCGCGGCGGGACCGCUCACGCACAUUCCGAUGGGUCUCGUUUGGUUGUUGCUCAGCGCGAUUACUAGCGGUUUUGUCAAGGAUCUCGCGUGGGAGGCGCUGUGGAUCAACGUCUAUCUGUUCGCGUUUAAUCUUUUGAUUCCUGCUUAUCCGAUGGAUGCGUCUCGCAUCUUGACAUCGACGCUGGCUAUCUGCGGCGUAAGCGUUUCGGCUGCGAGCAUCGUCGUCAUUGGUUUGUCGAUGAUCAUGUCUACUGCGUUACUCGUGUAUGGAUUUUGGCUUGUCCAGUUAUUACCUGUGUUCGUGGGGGGCUAUACCAUGGCGGAGACGUAUAAAAUCUACGCUUUGCGGCGCGCGGGGCAAAUCCAUCAGCACCCGAGCUUUGCAAAAUACGAGCAGCGAAGCGGGGCGAGCGUUGGCGUUUAG
Molecule: messenger RNA, 897 nt
Organism: Ostreococcus tauri
Lineage: Eukaryota; Viridiplantae; Chlorophyta; Mamiellophyceae; Mamiellales; Bathycoccaceae
Product: Peptidase M50
Exons: 1
Coding region: 1-897 (298 amino acids)
Biological process (GO): proteolysis
Source: RefSeq, a predicted model, not a curated record